CUUGCAUAUUGCUCGUUGAACUAUAUUGAUAUAUCCGUCCUGGCAUCAACAAUUCUCAUAGAUGACUUUCACAAUUGUGCUUGAAAGGUUGGUGUAAGUGGAAGCCACACCCAGCGAGCCAGCUCCCACCACACCAGCCACAACUGCUUCCCCAAAUUUGCGGAGAUCAGAAUGGAUGCCCCGAUCCUUCGGUGGGGUCGGGCACCCGUGCCGGUGCGGGGACGCCGUCAUCAGUGCGGCUCUCUCCGUCCGUUGCAGUGAGUGGGAACACGGACAUCUCAGAGAGUCCGUCUGCUGAACUGAACUUUGUUAUCAGCAAUUGCAUGAACCGCUCCCUCUUCAACAACGAACAACGUUUCAUCAGCAUCGAGCGGCCGAUCCCCGCCCUUCAAUUGGAAUUCGGUACUAUUCAGCCGACCGAACGAAGUAACACUGCAUAUCCUCAUUCAGCCCUCAGUGCUCACCGAUUGACCGAUAAGCUGAUCGACCAAAACGACUGUAACCUCUCUCCAUUUUAUUUUACCGACACCAGUUCUCACCUCACCAUCUUGAAUGACGUGAAUUUCACCAUUCACUCGGCCGCCGUGAACACACAAACACAAACGCAUCUACCACCCGCUUCACCAUCACCACCACACCACACCCGACUCGGGAGUCACGUCACCAUGGCCGACUACGACCAGCCCUCCAUGGGCAGCGCCUCAGCAGCAGCAGCAGCAUCCGCCGCCGCCGCCUCAGCCGCCCAAGCGCAGCUCAAAAAAGUCAAGAAGCAAAAAGUCCUACUCAUGGGCAAGUCCGGCUCCGGCAAGUCAUCCAUGCGCAGCAUCAUCUUCAGCAACUACCUCGCGCGCGACACGCGGCGCUUGGGGGCCACCAUCGACAUCGACCUGUCGCACGUCAAGUUCCUGGGUAACCUGACGCUCAACCUCUGGGACUGCGGUGGGCAGGAAGCCUUCAUGGAGAACUACCUGUCUCAACAGCGGGCGCACGUGUUCAGCAACGUCGGGGUAUUGAUCUACGUCUUUGACAUUGAGUCGCGCGACGUCGACCGCGACUUGGCGACUUAUGUCAACAUCAUCUCGGCGCUGGUGCAGUACAGCCGCGAGGCGAAGGUGUUUGUGUUGAUUCACAAGAUGGACCUGAUCCAGCCUAUGACGCGCGAGGACGUGUUUGAUCGCCGGGUUGCGCUCGUGAGACGCAAGACGGCCGAGGCGGUGGCUAUUGUGCGGAAGCAGAAGCCCGAAGUUACUGGCGCUCCUCCAGGUCCAGCUGGUGCCGUGCCAGGCUCCCUCCCCUCCUACCCCGAACCCUUAUCCACCCCCAUCCCCGACCUCGAAGUAGAAAUGCAACUCUUCGCCACCUCCAUCUGGGACCAAUCGCUCUACAAAGCCUGGGCGUCCAUCAUCCACGACCUCGUCCCCAACCUCUCCGUAAUCGAAACCCAACUGGCCUCUUUAGGCGUAGCAAUCGACGCCGACGAAAUCCUCCUCUUCGAACGCACCUCCUUUUUGGUGGUGUCCAAAUGGACUUCUCCAGAGGGGGAAUCCAACCCCUACGGCGAUCGAUUCGAGCGCAUGUCCAACAUCCUGAAAGCGUGGAAACACACGUGCUCGAAAUUUACGGGAACGCCGAGGAAUGCGGAGCAGUUUUCCGACUUUGAGUAUAAGAUGGGCGCGAACUUUAGCAUGUUUGUCACCAAGUUUACGACGAAUACGUAUAUCCUUGUUUGCAUGCCGCCGGGCGAGGCGAGGUUUAACAGCGCGAAGUUGAAUGUGGCGGCGGCGAGGCCGUGGUUUAGGUUCCUGGAUGGCCCGAUGAUUGCGCCGACGGCGGGCAUUGGGAGUUCUCAGAUGUUGAGCGGGUUAGCGGCUGCGGGAGGCGGUGGUGGUGGUGGUGACUGGUGAGGUGGCGUAGGUAGAGGUGAAGGGGACGGGUUGAGGGGAAGAAACUUGGUGAUGGAGAGCAUUGACGACAUGGGAUUGUGACCGUCGAAGAAGAGCGGGUUCGAGGGGAUCGAGAAGAGGCAUUCAGGCUUGCAUGAUGGGCGAUAGGCCAUUUGUUAUUUUGGGUUUGGGGUGGUUCGGGUUGGGGGCAUACAGCACGCCCACAAGACACAACGUCCCCUUGAUAUUGUGUCUUGGGCUUUCUUUGAUUGGCAUGCUUUUCUUAGUUGGGAUUUGCAUUUUCUUACACAGCAAGUUAUUUGCGAUAGGGGUUGAUGAUACCCAUAGCAGCCACGGCGACGGCGACGGCGACGGAGGCGUUCAAAAGUAAUCAGGGAAGAAGACAGUUCAGUAGAUUUAGUGUCGUGCAACAUGGUUAACAACAGA
Molecule: messenger RNA, 2330 nt
Organism: Neurospora tetraspora
Lineage: Eukaryota; Fungi; Ascomycota; Sordariomycetes; Sordariales; Sordariaceae
Product: Gtr1/RagA G protein conserved region-domain-containing protein
Exons: 1
Coding region: 324-1904 (526 amino acids)
Biological process (GO): cellular response to starvation; negative regulation of autophagy
Cellular component (GO): fungal-type vacuole membrane; nucleus; Gtr1-Gtr2 GTPase complex
Molecular function (GO): GTPase activity; GTP binding
Source: RefSeq, a predicted model, not a curated record